Molecule: messenger RNA, 1350 nt
Organism: Acaulospora colombiana
Lineage: Eukaryota; Fungi; Glomeromycota; Glomeromycetes; Diversisporales; Acaulosporaceae
Source: the annotation of a GenBank genome assembly
UGUAAAUGGAACUUUACGCUUGCAUUCAAAAAAUUCUAUCGAAACUCCUGGUUUCACUAGUUACGGUUCUUACAUAUUACCCACCAAUGAUUAUGGAUACGCUAUAGUUUACGUUAGCCGCACAUCAUCAUUGUCAUCACCACUUUCCGCUAAUAAAACCACCGCAAUCAAAACACCUUCUAGGUUAUGCGUAAUUUUCUUGACACCAGAUUCUUUUCAAGAGCUUAUUACUAGAGGCCCAUGUAUCUUAUAUCAAGCAUCUCUCGACAGCAGCCUAAUAGAGGGCCUCGUUUUCUGCGACAUUAAUUUUAGCGGCGUUGGCCUAGUAUGCACGUUCCCCAUAACUCAGAGUGGACUUAGUAUUUAUUAUUUAAAAGUAUUCUUCCUGUCGUCAGGGGAAAUAAUAUCCUACUCUCCAACACUCAAUUUACUUCAAAAUGCAAAUGUAAGCCUUGGCUUUGAUAGAUGGAUAGUAGAAGAAAUGCCCUUCGGUGGCUGUACGAUGAAUGCCAAAAUGCCAUUAUUAAAUGGGUCAACUGAAUACUAUCUUUAUGCUUACGGAGAGAAUGACGACAAAAUUUUUGUCGACCUACCGCAAUCGAUGAUUGCAAAUACUUUUGCCGCGAGUGGUAUUACGAACAAUAAUACCUUCUUACUUGCUCAACCGGAAUCGAAUAACUCUUGGACUUUACUCGCCUACCAAUUGCCCAAGGUUUUUGGUGAUUUAGAUUAUGGUCACAAUAAUCUUCAUGUUCGAACCACCAGUCCAACCAUUAAUGGUGUUAUCUUGCCAACCAGAACCUGGCAGGCGACCAAGGGGACUGAUUGUACAAUUAGCAAAGAUGAGUUGACGGUGACAGUGCCACUGAUUGCUAGUACAUUUAAUCAGCCAGGAAAACAAUACUACGUAGCGAUACAAUAUGGUUUUAUAAAGAGUAAGAAUUUUCAGGAACCUCUACCAGGGAUUAAACCGGGAAUUUGGAGGAUCACAACAACCAACUUUCAAGUUCCUGCAUCUGCGGCAGCUGUCAUCGGUAUGUUUCGUCUGAAGCCAGAUUCUGCCAAAGACAGUAUACCCCCAUCGGCAGAUUUCUUUUCCAGACUUCUUCAAGAAAUCGCACUCGUUGGGAUAUUUCGGCUAUCUCGUCUAGGUUCACAUCCAAGAUACCAGAUCGUUGACGCCGGUACUCCUUCCGAAACGAUGCUUAUUUCAAUCGAUAUAGGACCAUCAGAGGGUGAUGAUGACAUAGAUGCAUUAGGGAUAAUACAUUAUUUGAACAUCAUAGCCAAAGACCCAUUAAUGAAUAAUAUGGGCAUAGACCCGGUUUAUGGUGUUGUGCCGCUACUUGG